Pterocles gutturalis (yellow-throated sandgrouse) is the source of this 747-nucleotide messenger RNA. Its product is annotated as P2X purinoceptor 6-like. Gene Ontology annotation, biological process: monoatomic cation transmembrane transport; response to ATP. The record is from RefSeq and is a predicted model, not a curated record. Gene Ontology annotation, cellular component: nuclear inner membrane; plasma membrane. Gene Ontology annotation, molecular function: purinergic nucleotide receptor activity; extracellularly ATP-gated monoatomic cation channel activity; ATP binding. Lineage: Eukaryota; Metazoa; Chordata; Aves; Pterocliformes; Pteroclidae. The annotation marks the transcript as partial. The transcript has 8 exons.
GGAGAAAAUGUGUUUUUCCUGGUGACCAAUUUCAUCGCCACAGCGCAGCAAGCCCAGGGCAGCUGUCCCGAGAGCCCCGCUGUUCUCAAUGCGAUGUGCACAGAAGAUGCAGACUGUCCCAUGGGAAGCCCAGUGGUUCGUGGCAAUGGGAUAAAAACUGGGAAAUGUGUGAUGUUCAACACCACCCAUUCCACCUGUGAGAUCUAUGGCUGGUGUCCUGUGGAGAAUGCCACCCUGCCCAGGAAACCUCUACUGGCUGAGGCGGAGAAUUUCACCCUUUUUAUAAAAAAUACUGUCCACUUCACCAAAUUUAAUUUCUCCAAGUGCAAUGCUUUGCAAACCAGUGACCCCACCUAUUUCAAGAGCUGUACGUACGAUCCAUUCUUCAGCCCUUUCUGCCCCGUCUUCCACAUACGCGACAUGGUGGAGGCAGCGGGAGAGACCUUUGGAGACCUCGCAUUGCUGGGGGGGAGCAUCGGAGUUCGCAUCAAGUGGGACUGUGACCUGGAUCACCCUGCUGCCCAGUGCCAGCCGCAGUACUCCUUCAGCCUGCAGGACAGGAGGUACAAUUUCAGAACUGCCUCCUACUACUGGGACUCCCAGCGGCGGCUCUAUCGCAACCUGCUGAAACUCUACGGCAUCCGCUUCGACAUCUCCGUGCACGGCCAGGCCACGGUGGUCUGUGACCUGGUUCUGCUCUACCUGGAUGCAAAGGCUGACUUCUACUGGAAGGAGAAGUUCGAGGAG